Molecule: messenger RNA, 1256 nt
Organism: Hypoxylon fragiforme
Lineage: Eukaryota; Fungi; Ascomycota; Sordariomycetes; Xylariales; Hypoxylaceae
Product: SCO1 protein
Exons: 2
Coding region: 125-1018 (297 amino acids)
Biological process (GO): intracellular copper ion homeostasis; mitochondrial respiratory chain complex IV assembly
Cellular component (GO): mitochondrial inner membrane
Molecular function (GO): copper chaperone activity; copper ion binding
Source: RefSeq, a predicted model, not a curated record
CAGGUAGGUUAUGCAUGCCAUACCAAAGCUCCAUACAAAUAAAUUCAAAAUUCACUCCCACCUCUAAGUUCAGCUUUGACGAGUGCUCAAUUCGCAACACCGAAAGUCGCCAGACGUCAGGAAUAUGUCACGCUCAUUAACGGCUCCGCAGCCGCUCUUGCGAUCCCUUCUUAAAGGCCAACCGCGAGCGCAGCAGCAGCAAUGCCGCCGCCUCAUCUCUUCCAGCACUACCCCUCCGCGACGGCCUACGACAUGCUCGUCUCACCACCCACAGCAGCGGCAAAGCACCACGAACCCGAAAAGCAGCCCGAUGGUCUUCGAGCAGCGCCGGUACAAGAUGAAGACGGUGGAGGAAGCGAAGAGCAGGUACCGCAUGGGGCCGUUCUCGUGGAAGGCGGGCCUGCUGUUCAUAAUCACGAGCGCGGGGCUGGUGUGGUACUUCGAGUACGAGAAGGCGCGCAUGCAGCGCAAGCGCAUAGCGGAUGCGACGAAAGGUGUGGGCAGGCCCAAGGUAGGCGGCGCGUUUGAGCUGGUGGAUCAUGAGGGGAGGCCGUUUACGAGCGAGGACUUGAAGGGCCGGUAUAGCUUGGUCUACUUCGGCUUCACGCACUGCCCGGACAUCUGCCCAGAGGAGCUGGACAAGAUGGCGCGCAUGUUCGACCUGGUUGAGGAAAAAGCGCCGAACAAGCUGGAGCCGGUGUUCAUCACGUGCGACCCGGCGCGCGACGACCCCAAGACGCUCAAGUCGUACCUCGCCGAGUUCCACCCGCGCUUUCUUGGGUUAACGGGCACGUACGAGCAGAUCAAGGACGUGUGCAAGGCGUACCGCGUCUACUUCAGCACGCCGCGCGACGUCAAGCCCGGCCAGGACUACCUUGUUGAUCAUAGUAUCUACUUCUACCUCAUGGAUCCCGAGGGAGACUUUGUGGAGGCGCUGGGCAGGCAGCAUAGUCCGGAGCAGGCGGCGAAGGUCAUUCUGGAUCAUAUGAAGGAUUGGAAGGGUCCUUUGAGGCAAUAGAAUGUGAUUGGACCCGUUCGUUGAUCUUUUGGCCUACCUGUACGUAGGUUGCCAUAUCACCUGCUAGGUCAAGGACUUACCAGGUACUGUUGGUACUUUGUAGGUAUGGAUAUUGAUGUAAAUAUGCCGACCCUGUACAUAGUAAAAAUCAACUCUUGCAUGAUGUACGAUGUACUUCAAAAUUAUGAUACCUAAGAUAUCAAAUCUUAGGAGAUAUUAUAUGUAAUAUAACUCAAGC